Phodopus roborovskii (desert hamster) is the source of this 2356-nucleotide messenger RNA. RefSeq names its product solute carrier family 6 member 15 (gene Slc6a15). NCBI's taxonomy places the organism in Eukaryota, Metazoa, Chordata, Mammalia, Rodentia, Cricetidae. The transcript has 11 exons. Gene Ontology annotation, biological process: sodium ion transmembrane transport; L-leucine transport. The record is from RefSeq and is a predicted model, not a curated record. Gene Ontology annotation, molecular function: proline:sodium symporter activity. Gene Ontology annotation, cellular component: plasma membrane. Bases 146 to 2335 code for a protein of 729 amino acids.
AGUAUUGGGAUCAGAGCCAGGAUCCCUAAGAAUUCCUCACCUUGAAUCAAGGAUUUAUAUGAUAAUCAUCUCAGAUUUACUUCAUUUUAAAUAACAUUUAAAAAUAUAUUUGUCUCAAAGGCGUGUUUAAAAAGAGCACUUUCCAAUGCCUAAGAAUAGCAAAGUGGUAAAGAGAGAUUUAGAUGAUGAGGUCAUUGAGUCUGUCAAGGACCUUCUGUCCAAUGAAGACUCACCUGAAGAUGCUUUUAAGAAGAGUGAACUAAUCGUGGAUGUUCAAGAAGAGAAAGAUACAGAUGCUGAAGAUGGAUCUGAAGCUGAUGAUGAAAGGCCAGCUUGGAACAGUAAGCUGCAAUACAUUCUGGCUCAAGUUGGAUUUUCUGUAGGCCUGGGGAAUGUGUGGCGAUUCCCAUACCUAUGUCAGAAGAACGGCGGUGGUGCAUAUCUUUUGCCAUAUUUAAUACUCCUCCUGGUAAUAGGAAUCCCUCUCUUUUUUCUGGAACUUUCUGUGGGUCAAAGAAUUCGGAGAGGCAGCAUCGGGGUUUGGAAUUACAUAAGCCCUAAACUGGGCGGGAUUGGAUUCGCAAGCUGUGUAGUGUGCUAUUUUGUGGCCCUUUACUACAAUGUCAUCAUUGGCUGGACAUUGUUUUAUUUCUCUCAGUCUUUUCAACAACCUCUUCCUUGGGAUCAGUGCCCGUUGGUGAAAAACGCAUCCCGUCCUUAUAUUGAGCCAGAGUGUGAGAAAAGCUCCGCCACCACAUAUUACUGGUACAGGGAGGCAUUGGAUAUCACCAAUACCAUCUCAGAAAGUGGAGGCUUGAACUGGAAGAUGGCUGGCUGCUUGCUGGCUGCCUGGGUCAUGGUUUGUCUGGCCAUGAUCAAAGGCAUCCAGUCUUCUGGAAAAAUCAUGUAUUUUAGUUCUCUGUUCCCUUACGUGGUGCUCGUCUGCUUCCUAGUCAGAUCUCUCCUUUUAAAUGGUUCAAUUGAUGGCAUCCGACACAUGUUCACCCCUAAGCUUGAAAUCAUGCUGGAACCCAAAGUCUGGAGAGAGGCAGCGACUCAGGUCUUCUUUGCCUUGGGUCUGGGAUUUGGUGGAGUCAUCGCCUUUUCGAGCUACAACAAGAGAGGCAACAACUGCCACUUCGAUGCUGUCCUAGUGUCCUUCAUCAAUUUUCUCACCUCUGUCCUGGCAACACUGGUGGUGUUUGCCGUCCUGGGGUUCAAAGCCAAUAUCGUAAACGAACGAUGCAUUUCCCAAAAUUCUGAGGCGAUCUUGAAAUUUUUGAAAAUGGGAAACAUCAGUUGGGAUGUCAUUCCCCAUCACAUUAACCUUUCAGCUAUCACGGCGGAAGAUUAUCAUUUAGUUUAUGACAUCAUCCGGAAAGUAAAGGAAGAGGAGUUUGCCGUUCUUCAUCUCAACUCCUGUCAAAUCGAGGAUGAGCUAAAUAAAGCUGUGCAGGGCACUGGCCUGGCUUUCAUUGCCUUUACAGAAGCCAUGACACAUUUCCCUGCAUCUCCCUUCUGGUCAGUGAUGUUUUUCCUUAUGCUGAUAAAUCUUGGGCUUGGCAGCAUGUUUGGAACCAUUGAAGGUAUCAUCACUCCUAUAGUGGACACGUUCAAAGUGCGGAAGGAAAUACUCACUGUUAUCUGUUGCCUCCUAGCAUUUUGUAUUGGCCUGAUAUUUGUGCAGCGUUCUGGAAAUUACUUUGUCACAAUGUUUGAUGAUUAUUCUGCUACGUUGCCUCUGCUAAUUGUGGUCAUCUUGGAGAAUAUUGCUGUAAGCUUUGUUUAUGGCAUAGAUAAGUUUAUAGAAGACCUAACGGAUAUGUUAGGCUUUGCGCCAAGCAGAUAUUACUAUUACAUGUGGAAAUACAUUUCCCCUUUAAUGCUAUUAACAUUGCUAAUUGCUAGCAUUGUGAAUAUGGGAUUAAGUCCUCCUGGCUAUAACGCAUGGAUCGAGGAGAAGGCCUCAGAAGAAUUUCUGAGCUACCCGAUGUGGGGGAUGGCUGUUUGCUUCUCUCUGAUGGUGCUUGCAAUACUCCCUGUCCCGGUUGUUUUUGUCAUUCGUCGCUGCAACCUCAUAGAUGAUAGUUCUGGUAACUUGGCCUCUGUGACUUACAAGAGAGGAAGAGUCCUGAAAGAGUCUGUGAACUUAGAAGGAGAUGAUGCAAGCCUCAUUCAUGGGAAGAUACCAAGCGAAAUGUCAUCUCCAAACUUCGGUAAAAAUAUUUAUCGAAAACAAAGUGGUUCCCCGACACUGGACACCGCUCCCAAUGGACGCUAUGGGAUUGGGUAUUUGAUGGCAGACAUGCCCGAUAUGCCGGAGUCAGACUUGUAGCUGAAAUGAGAGCACACGCUG